Molecule: messenger RNA, 240 nt
Organism: Colletotrichum abscissum
Lineage: Eukaryota; Fungi; Ascomycota; Sordariomycetes; Glomerellales; Glomerellaceae
Exons: 1
Coding region: 1-240 (79 amino acids)
Source: RefSeq, a predicted model, not a curated record
AUGUCCAGUGUCAUCGGCAGCAAGGCCCUCGAAGGGGAGAAGGAGCUGGUGGAAGCACACCAUGAAUUCACGGUCGAUAAUCAGACAGCUGUGAUUGCAGAAGGGAUGAUGAUCAUGAUCUUCAAACCGAACGUAAAGACGGCUAUCUGGUACGGGAAAGAAACUGGUCCUAAAGGAAUCCCUGUUUCGGAAGGUUACAAAGUCGUAACUUACAACGCGUCUGCGCAGUUCAAGCGUUGA